AUGAAUCUUGGCCUUCUCACCGUCAACGUUGCAUACUCGCUCGAAAGAUUUCAGGUGCUCAAGACUCUCGACGCCAAGGCGCGUCAUGCCGCGGUCGUUUCGGACCUCAAUGCCCUCGGACGGCUACCCAACCCCAAGGUUAAGUCCCUUCGUCUCUUCGAAGACAGGCACGGAGAUGGAGGACAAGUGGUCUUCUACUGGCCUUUCUCGGAAGACCUGGCUCGUAACGUGUGCCCCAAAAUUGUUGCAACAAGGAAGGAGGACCUGCAGAGCCGCUCGAUGCCUCUAAAGCGUCCCCGGAUCCUUCGCCCGCCCACCGUUGACCCGCGCUGGCCCUUCGCUGUGGUCAUGGCGGGUUUGGAAGUGACCGGCAUGGUGGUGACGGGCGGCGACUUCCCGUCGAAGGAGAUCAUAGAAUCAGACGACGAAGAUUGA
This is a messenger RNA of Punctularia strigosozonata HHB-11173 SS5, 435 nucleotides long. RefSeq lists its product as uncharacterized. Bases 1 to 435 code for a protein of 144 amino acids. The transcript has 3 exons. NCBI's taxonomy places the organism in Eukaryota, Fungi, Basidiomycota, Agaricomycetes, Corticiales, Punctulariaceae. The record is from RefSeq and is a predicted model, not a curated record.